Molecule: messenger RNA, 1257 nt
Organism: Pneumocystis carinii B80
Lineage: Eukaryota; Fungi; Ascomycota; Pneumocystomycetes; Pneumocystales; Pneumocystaceae
Exons: 2
Coding region: 26-1213 (395 amino acids)
Source: RefSeq, a predicted model, not a curated record
AAUAGCUACUUACGCCGUGCAGGACAUGCCUGACAUAAAAUGGACAAUGCAUGAUACUCAUCCAAUAUCAUCAGCGUUUCAAGAGAACCCUCAUCUACUUUCUAUUCAUGAUACACAUUUAUAUCAUCCAUGGACGCCAAUUGCACAUUCUACGUUAGGACAGAAUAUGGUAAAUGCAGGAAGCAAUCUAGGAGUUUAUUCUCAUCCUCCUGUUUAUCCAUAUGGAGGGUUUUAUGGUAAUGAAUGGAAUACAAUAAAAAAAGAGAAAAAUGUAAGCAGUGGACCAAUUCCAGCAAAUCCAUUGCGUAUAUAUAAGGAUUCAAAAGGAGUGGAUUGGAUUAGUUUUGCUUAUAGCCGAGAAAGAGUUAGAACAGAGUAUACAAUCCGUGGAGAUGUAGAAACGGUUGAUUUAGAUACUCUAUCAGAGGAAUUUAAACAACAAAAUUGUAUUUACCCACGUGCUCGUGUUCCACCAGAGCAAUAUACAGGAACUCGUCAUAGAUAUGAGACAGAAUGUAAUUCUAUUGGAUGGGCACUUGCUAAAUUAAAUCCAUCUCUUCGUAAUAAACGAGGGUUAAUUCAGCGUGCAGUGGAUUCAUGGCGUAAUAAAGAGCCAAGUCUACGUAGUCGAAGGGUUAAAAGAAUGGUUGCAUUAAAUAAUCUUCAUUGUAUACGGGAGGCUCGUCAUGUUCUUCAUGGGUCAACUCAAGAAUCUCCAUUACCGCCGCAAUUUCGGCAAGUUACACCGACAAUUACGAACAGAGAGACUUCAGGAGCAUUAGAAGAUAAAGGGAAAUCAUUAAAUGCAGAUGUUAAAAAGCCAAAAUAUAUUUUAUUGGAUGACAUGAGAAAAAAAACCCGAGUAAGAAUUCGUGUAGGGUUAGAUGAGAUAAAUUUGGAAGAAAUUCCGGAUGCAUUUCGACGAGAUCAUUGUGUAUUUCCUCGUCGGUUUAUUCCAAUGCAUUCUUCGACGGGAGAACCGGUAAAUACAUAUGAACAAGAAUUCCAAACAGAAGAAGCGAAAAAAGAAAAAAUGCUGAAUGAAAUUGGCUGGAAACUUGCAUGGUUAAAUGUAAGAUUAUUUGAAAAUCGUCCGAGUUUUUUGCAGCGGGCUGUAGAUGCAUAUAGAAAUAAAAUUGAAAUGAUGACAUGUGAGGAAAAAUGGGCAACACGUAAAGGACGAAAAGCAUGGUUUAAUAAGUCAUGUUCAUGAAAAUGGAUAAAAGGGUUAUGUUUUAUUGAUUUAAAAACGAAGGA